This is a messenger RNA of Rhopalosiphum maidis (corn leaf aphid), 1149 nucleotides long. RefSeq names its product DNA replication complex GINS protein SLD5 (gene Sld5). Gene Ontology annotation, cellular component: GINS complex. Lineage: Eukaryota; Metazoa; Arthropoda; Insecta; Hemiptera; Aphididae. Bases 382 to 1041 code for a protein of 219 amino acids. Gene Ontology annotation, biological process: DNA-templated DNA replication; double-strand break repair via break-induced replication. The record is from RefSeq and is a predicted model, not a curated record. The transcript is spliced from 3 exons.
UGUUUUUUAGUUAUCAUUGUUACGACGAGCGAUAGCGCCGAUAGCGAACAAACUAUGUUAUACAAAAAGUAUAUUGUACUAAAAACGAUAGGUAUAUAUAAAUAUACUUAUUAACUUCAAACAGUUAAAACUUAAACGUCACUUAGUUAAAGUUCAGCCAGGCUAACAGCUCUAUCCAUUCGUUUUUGGAAAAAAUAUAAGUAAAAACGAUUAAUUGGGAAUAUAUUAUAAUACAAUAAUGGCAGUCCAACCACAGUUUGAAAACAACAACGAAAUAGGGGUAUUCAGCAAGUUGACAAAUUCCUAUUGUUUGGUUGAAAUUGAUGCCUUGGAUACAUUUUAUAAUGUAUUUGAAUUUGAGUAAUUUGAUAUAGAACUAUAAUGGACAUUGAUAUCCGUGAGUUGAUAGAUGAUGAAGAUGAUGAAAAUCAAGAAGAAAUGACUGCUCAGAAGGUUUUACAAAAUGUUGAACGAGCAUGGUUAAAUGAAAAAUUUAGUCCAGAAAUACUGCCACAUCAGACCGACUAUGUUGAAUGUUUGCUAGAACAAAUCAAGGGAAUGGAAGGAAACCUUGCCAAAUUAUCAAAAACUGAUCCAAAAGUGGACUUGCACAAACUUGAAUUAGAACGUAUUAAAUUUGUAAUAACUAGCUAUUUGCGAACUAGGUUGAAGAAGAUAGAAAGUUUUUGCGUGAGUGUGCUUGAAGAAGAAGCCACUCGUUCUGAAGAAGAUAAGUAUUUAUCACCAGCAGAAUUGCAAUUUGCAAAAGAAUUUGCUUUGAAUGCUGAUAAUCAUUUUGAUGCUAUACUCCGGCAUAUGCCUCAACUAUACAACAAAUUGGAUAGAAAUAAAAAAAUUAUCGAGCCCAAUCUAAAUAGUUUUGUUUUCUUAAAAUGUAACAAGCAUAUAGACAGUGUUAUCAUUAAAAAUACAUUGGAAGGCCAAGAAGAAGAAAUUGUAUUAGAAGAUGGUUCUCAGCAUUUGAUGCCUUAUAGCUCUGUAGCAGAAUUUGUAAAAAAUGGUACUGUUCAAUUGAUCUAAAUAUUUAAUUAAAGUUCUCAACAUCCUUUUAUUCUUCAUUCAAUUUAUUAUUUAUGUUAUAUAAUUAAAAUUCAAAAAUAAACUGAUAUUACAAGUAAAAUAUUCUUU